This is a messenger RNA of Aaosphaeria arxii CBS 175.79, 1827 nucleotides long. Its product is annotated as carbohydrate-binding module family 35 protein. The record is from RefSeq and is a predicted model, not a curated record. The transcript is spliced from 5 exons. Gene Ontology annotation, biological process: carbohydrate metabolic process. Gene Ontology annotation, molecular function: hydrolase activity, hydrolyzing O-glycosyl compounds. The coding region runs from base 1 to 1827 and encodes 608 amino acids. NCBI's taxonomy places the organism in Eukaryota, Fungi, Ascomycota, Dothideomycetes, Pleosporales.
AUGCAUUUCAUUCGGAAUACCUUGGGACCGGGCUUCUUGCUUUCCACUGUGAAUGCGUCACUCCAAAUCAUUCCUGGAGGUACUUGGACUGCUACAAAUACCGGGAAACAUAUCCAAGCUCACGGUGGCGGCAUACUCAAAGUUGGAAGCACAUAUUACUGGGUGGGCGAGGACAAAACCGACGGUUCGAGUUUCCAGAACGUCAAUUGCUACUCUUCCUCGAAUCUUGUCGAAUGGAAGUACGAGGGUGCGAUCCUCUCUCGACAGGGUUCUGGCGAUCUCGGUCCUAGUCGCAUCGUCGAACGCCCGAAGAUCAUCUUCAACAAAGCGACGAAUCAGUACGUCGCAUGGAUGCAUAUAGAUAGCUCGGACUAUGGGGAUGCGAAAGUGGGCGUUGCUACCGGAAGCUCGCCUUGUGGGACGUACACCUACAAGGGCAGUUUCAGACCUUUGAACUUCGAGAGUAGAGAUAUGGGCGUAUAUGUGGAUGACGACGGCAAAGGUUAUUUGCUCACAGAGGAUCGCAAGAACGGUCUUCGCAUCGACCUCCUAUCCGACGAUUACUUGACUGUCAAAUCUUCGACGUAUGUCUGGAAAGAGAAGAUCGAGUCCCCCGCAGUGAUAAAGAAGAACGGCGUAUACUUCAUGUUCGGUUCGAAGUUGACCGGUUGGGAUCCAAACGACAACGUCUACAGCACUGCCACGUCACUGUCGGGGCCAUGGUCGGCGUGGAAAACUUUCGCAGACUCUGGAUCUAACACAUACGCAAGUCAGACAACGUUCAUUCUUCCUGUUGGUAACAACUUUAUGUACAUGGGCGAUCGAUGGGUCAAGGAUAAUCUGAUGCGAAGCACCUACAUCUGGCUGCCACUUACCAUCUCUGGAACAUCGGCAAGCAUGAAGAAUGCAGUCAACUGGGUUCCCGAUGUGAACUCGGGUUCUCUGAGUGCGGGGCCUUCCGAGAAUUCGUAUGAGGGCGAGUCAGCACAGCUGAGUGGUGGCGCAAAGACAGUAUCAUGCUCAGGUUGCUCUGGUAAGAACUCUGCCGGCUACGUUGGAGGCUCUGACAAUGGCGCUGUUUACUUCGGCUCGGUGAGCAGCUCCGCUUCCACCAGGACAACGAUCCGUAUCAAGCACCUUAACGGCGAUAAGAGUCAGAGAUUCGCUGAUUUCACUAACAGUAAAGCUAUCGUGGAUUCGACUUCGGUGACAUUGUUUGUCUUUGCCCCCCCGAGUCCGAAUAAUCCUGCCCACCAGGCCACCAUGCCCCGGCGUAAGCUUGACAAACCUGUCAUAUCCCCCGAUCUUGCUGCCUCGAAAUCCCACAGUGGAUUUCUUUCUCUGCCAGGAGAGCUGAGAAUUGCGAUCUAUGCCUGGGCACUCUUCCCGCUUGUUGAUACCAUCACGAUCAGGGGUGUAUCGCGUCCACAACAUCUCUCCAAGACAAUCCUUAAACCGGCGAUUUUCCGGCUCAACCGUCAAAUCAGGGAGGAGAGCUUGCAUUACCUGUGUUCGAACAAGGCGUUCAAACUUCUGCUUUUGCAGCCAGCCAUUGUGUUCUUGGAAGUAAUCGGGCUGACUGGUCGGAGAGCACUUGAGGUUCUCGAAAUUCUCCUCGCUCCAUCCGACCUGUUAGAGACAAACAAAAUCGAAGUGCUUACGACGUUCUUAAGAGAUACUAGGAAGCUCAGAGAAGUUCGAAUAAUCAAUUACACUCAUUCUGACUCUAGACCUCAUCUCGAGGUCUUCAAAUCGAAGCUGGAGACGGCAGUAAGAAGCACUGGAAAGGGUAGCGACUGCGAACUCUACUUUUGGGAAGGUAUCUAG